UCCUUCUCCUCCUCCUCUCCUUCUAAUAAAGUUCCGGCAGGCUGUACGCUAAUAGAGUGUAAUGCUGCUCUCCACAUGCAAGAGUUUACUAUUCACCCAAUAUUUUUAAAUAAAGUCCAGAGGAGGAUAAUUUGUACAAUAAACUGGGAUGUGCCUGACAUUAAAUCAGGUGAACUCUGCGGUUAAACCCUGCUGUGGGUUCGCUCCAUUUCUGUACGCCGGUGCACCGCUGUACAAGCACCGGGGAGAGCCCGGAUGGCUGUUUAAAUCGGAGUGUAAUCAUGAGUUUAAUCUGUCAGCCAGUGGAAGCAACCAGACCAGCAAACAAACAAUCACACAAUCUCUGAUUCAGCCUAUGGAAACUAACUCUUGUGUGUUCCUGAGUAAAGUUAGAAAACUGAACUGUACAGAUGAGAAUAUCUCUGUGUAAAGUAUGUCAAUUACUAAAUAUUUGUAUUGUCUUAUAAUGUAAAAAACGACAGCUGUCAAAUGGUUUUCUGCCUCCCUGUAUUCAGCGCGGUGCGGACCCUUUUUUCCCCACAUGACCCGCCGUACUCUGCCUCGGAUCUAACCUUAACCAAUCACACGCCUCAUACGCAAGCCCAACCAAUCAAACCAACACAGCUAGCGACUGUAGCCAAUCAGAGGGAGAGAGGGGCGGGUCAAGCCACCGUGGAACAGACAUGGCUCCUGGCUGUGUCAGCUUCUGUCCGUUUGGGACGUUGUGAUGGGAGUCCUCGUCGGGCUUUGUUUUCCAGUCCCCGGAAACACCAAACUGUCAAAUCUACUUUACAUUUAUAGAGACGAAACUUAAACCCAGGAUGUGCUCCGUCCUCGGAUGUAGCUCGUGGCGUCGCGGUGCGCAACGGUUCAAGUUACCGGAGGAUCCAGAGAGGAGGCUGGAGUGGGUCCAGUUCAUUCUGGAAGUCAACGGUCAGCGGCUGAAAGAAUCGUCCUGGACUGACAUCACCAUCUGCAGACACCAUUUCACUGAGGACUGUUUUAUAAACCAGACUCAAAGCGGGACGGUCCAGCUGAAGUCCGGUGCUCUCCCAUCACUGUGUGUCAAGUUAGACCCCGACGAGCCUGAACCGGAUCCGGAGCCUAUAGAAACCAGAGAAGCUGCUUCUCAGUGCGAUCAGCCUGAAACAUGUGAUAGUCCAUCUUCCUCCUCUGAAGAAUCAGAGCAAUUUUCAAGCGCUGCCCAAGGAAGCCCCGCACCAUGUGAAGCUUCAGAUGUUGUCGUGCCUGACAAUGGUCAGAUGCUGCAAAACAUUGAAAACUUUGAUAUGAUCAGGAAAAAAGCUGCACUUCUGCAGAUGAAAGGGAAGUACGUUGUGAACGAGAAACGUCUCCUCCAGUUGUUCAGCCACAAGUGCCCGUUGUGUGGCUCUAAAUUAAAGAUGGAGAAGGUCACCUAUGGGGUGGUCAUCAUCUUGAACCAACAGUGCCUCAAGUGUAAAUACAGACACCAAUGGAAAAACCAACUCAAUGCUAAAGCCCCAACAGGUGAAGAGCAACACCUGAUGGAAGUAGUGGAAGUAGACUUAACUCCAGAGGGCCAUGAGACAACCGAUGAUAUCACAGGCGUGUCUGAGAUCGUCACUGUUAUCGGCGAGAGGGAUGAAUCCAUGGAUGAAACGGAGGAAUCGGGUGACGAAGGUGAAAUGGAUUCAGACGAGGAUUGGAAUCCAGCGGAGAGGAUUUCAUUGGCUUCCAAGCUUCGUGAUAAAUCUAAGGAGGAAAGUGAAGAUGAAGAGGAAGAUGAAGAUGAAGAUGAAGAUGAGAAGCAAGAAUAUGAUGACUAUCCUCCACUCCCCCUCAGAUUCAGUCAGCUCUGCACAGAGUGCGGAAAGUUUGUGAAUAAACACAAGCCUCACACGUGUGAGCACAAAAUUAAACCCUAUGCUUGCAAUAUAUGUGGAAAAAGAUGUGUUAGCGAGAACGCGCUGAAUUUUCACAGCAGAGUCCACGACGAAAACUAUGAAUAUCAAUGCAAAUUCUGCCAUGCUACAUUCAAAACAAAGGCGGGUAAAUUCACCCACGAGCAGAUCCACAUAACUCAAGGAAGACCGUAUAAAUGUCCUGACUGCUCAGAGACAUUCGCCACAAAUAAAGAACGCGCAGUCCACCUGGAGAAACACAGAGGCCCCCGACAGGUGGAGUGUCACAUCUGUGGCAUUGAAUUCCGUUCGCCACCUUAUCUCCAGAGACACCUAGCUGUGCACACGGGAGUGAAGCCGUUUAAGUGUUCAGUGUGCCAGCGCGGCUUCAACCAGGCAGGUCACCUGAAAUCUCACAUGCGUCUGCACACAGGAGAGAGGCCUUUUAAGUGUCAGCAUUGUGACAAAUGCUUCAAUCACAACGUGAGCUUGAAGAGUCACGUCCAGCGUUACCACUCAUCCAAUCCUGCACCUGAACGGAAGAAGGGUAAAAGAAAGAAAACUGUGAGCGACGCUGCUGAUGCUCAGGAGAAUGGGAACAAGAGAGGUGGAGAUUCAGGGCUCAACAAUGUAGAAGAAGAACAGGACACAGGGGAGGAAGUGCAGGAGAUAAUAUGCAGACCUCUGAAUAAAAGUAGAAGCACAGGUAGGCCCAUAGGUAGGCCUAAGACAAAAGCAGCAAACGCUCAAGGCCAGCGUUCAAACAGUAAGACUGCCAAAGCGAAGGCACGGAAGCGAAAGAGAUCACAUUACAGUGAUGAAGAAAGUGAGGACGAGCUGACGGAGGAAAAUAGUGAGAUAGUGACAUCGAGAACAAGCUGAUGAAGAGGAAACGCCAAUAAUCCUGAGAGUGACAGAAAAAGGUACAGCAGCCAGAACAGUGGUAACAACUCAGGGAAGUGCAGGGGACGACCAAGAAAGAGUCAAAUCGUUGAAGACAUUUAAAAAGUUAUUGAGCUGAGGACUUAUUAAGAUGGUUUUUCAUGACAUAUUUGAACAAUAUAACAUGAGAAACUAAACAUGCACACUCAGGCUGGGGACUUCUCAAACUUCAUUAAGACAUCAUGUCACUUUGAUUUCAAGAUACUUUUGAAUCCUGUUCACUGAUGUGUAUACCAUGAAAUUAAUCUAGGCAAAUUAGAUUAAACUUUGUUGAUGUUUAGCACCAGUUUCAGUUUUUCUUUGUGUUAUAAUGUUCAAUAACUCCAUACCACCAUUAUGUACUGCAUAGGAAGCAAAUACAGUGAGGACAAUGUGUCAAUACUGUGAUAUCAGUCAAGAUGUUGUCUUAGAUUUUUGAUACUGUAAAAUAGCAAGAGUUGUCGAAAACAGUGUGUAAAUAUUUUGUUAAAGCAUCAGUAGUCAACCCUACAAUAUCACUGUGACAUACACCCAGUGGCCACUUUAUUAGGCACACCUGUUGGAGUCCAAUGCAGCAGCUCUGUCAUGUAGUCUACCUUUACAAAGUCUAUAAUGUUCAGUUUUUGUUGACAUUGUCAUUGUCGGAAAGAGGGGCAGAAUACAUAUAAACAAUGCCAGACGUUGCAUAUUUGGUGCCCUUGGCGAGUUUUUUGAUUUUCUCCAUAUUGCCCAGUCCUGACUUCUUCACAACGAACUGCUUGAAAUUGAAGUAACCAAGUGGAAUUCAACCAUCUCUAAUUAUAUUACAUUUACAUCUGUGCUCUUCCUAUAGUGACAUGUCAAAAUAUCCUUUGUGAAGGGCCGCUGCCCCUUCGUGUUACACCUGAAGGCAACUUCUGAAAACUGUGAGGAGAAACAGAUAGGCAGAUAGAAUGCAGUUUACAUAUCCAGUGUUUCUGUCUCCACCCCAAUAUAAUGGGAGUGAAAGUGCUUUAAUUUGUCUUGCUCAGAUCAUUAAGGAAUAACAGUUUUUCUGGAUAGAGCUCAACUCCUUUAACCUUCAUUGUUUUGAGGUAUAAGAAAAGCAUUAUCUCUAAAUAUGGAUAAAUACAACCAAAUAUGUCUGUAAUGGUCAGAUUGAGGAGAGUUCUACUAUCACAGCCACUGAAACUUUACCUUUGCACACAAAGAUUUAUUGUUCGAACAGAAGAGCUUGUUUAGCAAAAAAAAGGGGGAACAAACACACAUGGGUUUAAAUCUGAAAGAAACAAAUACAAAAUUAGAACUUAAGUCAAUUUAAACAAAUGUCCAUUUUAAUGAGGGUAAAUCAUGCCCAGUUAAACUAAUCAUGCACAGGAUAACCAAAAGAGAAAGAAACUGCUUACCAACACUGCCACACUAUGUGACGAUGAAGAAAGAAAGAGUGAAAUGGUGUUUAAACGGGUGAACAGGUGAAUGAGUGAAAGGAACAAAUCAAUUAAGCCUAAUGAUAUCUCUGGACUGUAGCAGCUGAAAUGGACGACUUUGAACGCGAUUUUGAAGAGUUUCUUGUUGCAGACACAGAUCCAGAGCCGUACCUGUUUGAGCCGGAGUGUACAGAUGAGGAAUUCCAGGUGUUGGAUGCUGAGCGGGCGAGAAGAGAGGCUGUUUUGUACUGUGUGACAUGAAACAAUUGAAAGGGGGUAGGGCAGUAAUUGAUCUGAGGAGGGAGGUGGGGAGAGUUUUGUGACUGUGUUUGUUGUCUUACCUUUUGCUAAAUACCAAGAACACCGCAAAUUCUGCUUGUACAUAAACUUAUCGCUAAUC
Molecule: messenger RNA, 4610 nt
Organism: Epinephelus fuscoguttatus (brown-marbled grouper)
Lineage: Eukaryota; Metazoa; Chordata; Actinopteri; Perciformes; Serranidae
Product: zinc finger protein 43-like
Exons: 5
Coding region: 822-2765 (647 amino acids)
Source: RefSeq, a predicted model, not a curated record